AUGUUUGACUCCCACAAACCCCAUCCUCUGCUGGCUCAGGUCCCCUUGACGGUCUCGCCCUUUUUGUCCUUGCCGACAGUUGUGACUCUUCCGUACACUUUUCGAUCCGUGCCGACGUCGCUCCCCCCUUCCCUCGUCUCUGAGAAUGGCCCGGGGAAGCCCAAAUAUGUCACUUCGUCCUCAGGUCAUUCUGCUCACCCAGACGAUAUCAUAAAUUCGUGUAAAGCCCUUCAGGAGCACCUCAAGAAGACCGUAAGGGACGCAGAGAAGGCCAUUGAAGACUGGGAGCAAGAUAUCAAAGACCGAGAUCUGGCAGAGAAGCGACGGGUCGCACCCGGUUGGUUGGAUCGUGAAGAGAAGAUCUUAGAGCCUACCAAGGCACAGGCAAAGGGGGAGAAUCUACUCGAUGGCCAACCUGCGAACACCAUCUCUGCUCCGGCAAUGUCCCCAAGCCGUGAAGGGGAAGAGCUAGACCGAGCGUUUGGCGUACUCCGGGUCAAGUGA
Messenger RNA from Cladophialophora carrionii CBS 160.54, 504 nucleotides. RefSeq lists its product as uncharacterized. Bases 1 to 504 code for a protein of 167 amino acids. The transcript has 2 exons. Lineage: Eukaryota; Fungi; Ascomycota; Eurotiomycetes; Chaetothyriales; Herpotrichiellaceae. The record is from RefSeq and is a predicted model, not a curated record.